AUAGUUCCAACGAUGAAAUGGUGGAUCGAUGCAGAUCCCUCUGGGCUGGUUUGGACUGGCCUGGAUUGCGACGAUGACCUGGCGCUCAUCGCAGCCAAAGCACUGGAGGAAGCAGGGGAAAUGGAGAUGGCCGGCCUGUCGAUUUGUGGAGGCAACGCGCAGUUGGCCCACACCUGGCCCAACGCCUUGAAGCUCCUGCAGACCAUUGGAGCAGCCUGGAAGGUCUUCAAAGGUGCAGGAUGGCAGCAGAUGCAGCCCGCCUGGGCCUCCUUGCGCCUCCUUGGACGGCUGAUGCGAGGCGAGGAGGACUCCGAGGAUGCCGUGGAGGCCCUGAUUCAGACAGCCUCCUCGAUGCCUCCCCAGUCUCUGAACGUUUUGAUGCUGGGCCCUUGCACCAACCUGGCGCGGGCCCUCCAACGGGCUCCAUGGCUGGCGAGUCAUUUGAAGAGGGCCGUGCUCAUGGGGGGAGAGCUGACUGGGCGUCGCCUGGACUUGAACUUCAUGUCGGACAGGGCGGCUGCCAGACAUGUGAUUUCAGCCAACUUGCCAACAGUCAUUGUUCCCAUUCAGACCUGUGCACAGAGCGCAGUGACUGCUGACUUUGUGCGCAGAGUGGAAAGCUGCGACUCGGCGGCACGUGCUGUGCUUCCAAAGAUGCGGUUGCAGACGUGGCUCAUGCCGGUCCUGGUGAACCGCCGUGUGCAAGUCGCGCUGGAAGGUUUGCCACGUAGUGCAGCGUUAGAUGCAGGCUUCAUACCAUGGGAUGUGGUGGCUCUGCUUGCGGCGGUGAGACCCCAUCUUUUCACGGGCUGGGACUUCCUGGAAGUGGCAUUUCCGAGUUGUUCGCAAGAACCCUGCAAUGGCACCAUGUUGACUCAACCUUCGGAAGCUACGGGAUCUCAUAGCAACCAUAGCAACAUUGUGUCGGUGCCAAAAUUCAUCACCAAUGAAACUCUGAUCCUGGAGACCAUGCUGGAGCUGCUUUGCUCGGUGUCUUCAGUAGAGCCUUUGCCCAGCUUGGACUGGGGAUUUGGCCGUGAAGUCUUUGCUGCACUGAAUUCUUUGCUUGUGAUCUGCGUCCUGGGCGUCCUGCUAUUUUGGAUGAAAAAGAAGAGACCGACUCUGAUCUGGCCCCCCUGGCCCCUAGAUCCCGUUUGUUUUUGCAUGGUGGUUGGAUUCUUAGAUUAG
Cladocopium goreaui is the source of this 1188-nucleotide messenger RNA. The record is from the annotation of a GenBank genome assembly. NCBI's taxonomy places the organism in Eukaryota, Dinophyceae, Suessiales, Symbiodiniaceae.